Messenger RNA from Guillardia theta CCMP2712, 468 nucleotides. RefSeq lists its product as hypothetical. The record is from RefSeq and is a predicted model, not a curated record. NCBI's taxonomy places the organism in Eukaryota, Cryptophyceae, Pyrenomonadales, Geminigeraceae. The transcript is spliced from 3 exons. Bases 1 to 468 code for a protein of 155 amino acids. Gene Ontology annotation, molecular function: sequence-specific DNA binding; DNA-binding transcription factor activity. Gene Ontology annotation, biological process: regulation of DNA-templated transcription.
AUGAGUACAUCAGAUAGACUCAGCCAAGCAUCUUCACCGCUGUUACAAGCAGAGAUCUUUGAUGAGGAGAAGCAGGGUUCUCCUUCUUUCAUCGCAAAGCUUGAUUACAUGCUCAAGGACACAACGGUCUCUCCAUACAUAUCGUGGUCGCCAUGUGGAGAGAAGAUCGUAGUCUUUGACGCGUCCUCGUUCUCAACUAAAGUUCUAUCCCGGUAUUUCAAACACAGCAAUUUCACGUCCUUUGUCCGUCAACUGAACUUGUACGGAUUCCACAAAGCAUCGCUCGACAAUGGAGCCUGUGAAUUCUCACAUCCAAUCUUCAAGAGAGGGAAUGAGCAUCUUUUCAAGGAUAUCAGGCGUAAGAUCCCUUCUGGAAACGAUCGAGAGUUACAGGUUGCACGUGCCGAAAUCGAGCAGAUGUCUGUGUACGUACAAGAGUUGAGGUGCAUGAGCAUUUGCACACGUUGA